Odobenus rosmarus divergens (Pacific walrus) is the source of this 897-nucleotide messenger RNA. It is a transcript of the gene APOBEC3B, whose product is annotated as c->U-editing enzyme APOBEC-1-like. Gene Ontology annotation, cellular component: nucleus; cytoplasm; P-body. NCBI's taxonomy places the organism in Eukaryota, Metazoa, Chordata, Mammalia, Carnivora, Odobenidae. The coding region runs from base 1 to 897 and encodes 298 amino acids. The transcript is spliced from 7 exons. Gene Ontology annotation, molecular function: cytidine deaminase activity; zinc ion binding; RNA binding. Gene Ontology annotation, biological process: negative regulation of single stranded viral RNA replication via double stranded DNA intermediate; defense response to virus; DNA cytosine deamination. The record is from RefSeq and is a predicted model, not a curated record.
AUGUGGGGGGACCGGCAGCACUCACUGGAGCAGGGUCCAGGGAUGAAGGCCCUGCUGCGGCUUCUCAGACCAGAUGCCCCCGCCCCCCCCGCGGCCCCCGGUCUCCUCCGGGACCCCUGGGGGCUCCUGCUCUUCGUUGCCCCCUUCCUGCCGGCCCGUGCCAGGCCCACCGAGCCCCGGCAGCUGAGGCCCAGUCUGCUGGGACCUGAGGUCCCCUGCCACGCGGAGUCCCGCUUGCUGGAGCAGAUCCAGUCCUGGGACCUGGACCCGAAGCUCCACUAUAGGGUCACCUGCUUUCUCUCCUGGAGCCCCUGCACUGACUGUGCCCAGGACAUGGCUCAGUUCCUGAAGGAGAACAGCCACGUGAGCCUGAGCCUCUUCGCCUCCCGCCUCUAUACCCGCGGACACUAUGACGAGGGCUUGCGCACCCUGAAGAGGGCCGGGGCCAGCAUGGCCAUCAUGACCUCCAGGGAGUUUGAGCACUGCUGGAACGCCUUCGUGCACCACAAGGGAAACCCCUUCCAGCCCUGGCCGGGUCUGGCCACGGAGAGUCAGAAAUUCUCCGAGAAACUGCAGCGCAUUCUCCGGGUGAGGCUCCUCCCUCCCUCCCUCCCUCCCUGCCACCUCCCCUGCCCUCCUCCCUCCUCUCCCCUCCCUGGCCUUUUCCUGCCCCUCUCAGAGCCUCCACUGCCCCCGAGCGGGGCCCUGGCAGCCGGUGGGUCUGCGCAGGCCUUCCUGAGGCCCAGCGCAACGCCCCGGUCCCUCCUCACAGAUUUCUGCGGCCCUGUCAGGGCCCAAGGGGUGUCCCAGCCUCACACACACGUGCAGCGCAGAGGGCCUGGCGGCGUGGCGGGGGCGGGGGCGGGGGGGACGACAAAGGUGGACACCCCGUCCUGA